AACAAUCAUCACAUGCUGAAAAGAUGGCUAUGGUCGUGACUUCAUGUUACUUGAUACUGGUUCUUUUUGUCAUUUUUUCUUCAACAAAUGGCAUUCCAACAGAAUACAAUGUUGGUAUUGGAAUUGCAGAUAUCACUGGACCUGCAGCGGAGGUCAACAUGAUGGGGUACGCAAAUCCUGCACAAACAUCACGUGGGUUACAUCUCCGCCAGUUCAGUAGAACAUUUAUCUUUGAGGAUCAGAUGAAGAACAAAGUCGUGUUCAUCAACCUGGAUGCUUGCAUGUUUUCUCAGGGACUUAAACUUGAGAUUGUUAGACAGCUUACAGCUAAAUAUGGAGACGCGUACACGGAACGCAAUGUUUGUAUUACCGGUACCCACACUCACUCGGGCCCGGGAGGAUUCCAUCAGUAUUUGUUGUAUGACAUCACAUCACUUGGUUUUGUGAGAGAAACGUUUGACUCCUUGGUGGAAGGAAUAAUGCGGAGCGUUGACAGAGCGCAUAACAACAUGAAACCUGCCAACAUCUAUGUAAACACCGGUGAACUAUUGGAAAGCAACAUCAACAGAAGUCCAUCUGCUUACCUCAACAACCCUCCAGAGGAACGUGCCAAGUACAAUUAUAAUGUUGACAAGAACAUGACGGUGAUCAAGAUUGCUGACUCGGAUGAUUAUCCUAUUGGGAUGAUCAGUUGGUUCGCCGUGCACUGUACCAGUAUGAACAAUACUAACAGGCUUAUCAGCAGUGAUAAUAAAGGUUUGGCAGCCCUUAUGUUUGAGACCGACAGAAACGGAAAAACGGUUCUUCCCGGAAAGGGGGACUUUGUUGCUGCAUUUGCUCAGAGUAACGAAGGUGACGUAUCUCCAAAUACAAAGGGUCCCCACUGUUUAGAUACGGGUUUACCAUGUGACUUCAACCACAGCACUUGCAACGGCAGGAACGAGCUAUGCGUGGCUUUUGGACCAGGAAAUGACAUGUUUGAGAGUACAGAGAUUAUAGCAAGGAGGCAGUAUAUUGAAGCAAAGAAAUUGUUUGACACAGCAACCACCUUGUUAAAAGGACCAGUGGACUUCAGACAUACUUAUACCGAUAUGUCUAAACAAACAUUGGGAGAGGGAAAAAAGACAUGUCCACCAGCUAUGGGAUAUAGUUUUGCAGCUGGGACAACCGACGGACCUGGAGCCUUCGAUUUCACGCAAGGAACUAAUUCUUCGUCAGCAAUAUGGAACUUUGUAAGCGGCUUCAUUAAGAAACCAUCAGAAGAACAAGUGCAAUGCCAGGCACCAAAACCCAUUCUUCUCGAUACAGGGGAGAUUGAUCUCCCUUACGCAUGGGAACCUUCUGUCGUAGAUACACAGAUAUUCAGGAUCGGGCAACUGGUGCUUGUUGCAGUGCCGGCAGAAUUCACGACUAUGUCUGGGAGAAGAACUCGGGCUGCUGUUGCAAAGAGUUUGAAAGAUAACGGGUUUGAGGGUGAACCAAUACCAAUUAUUGCUGGAUUGUCCAAUGAUUAUGCAGACUAUGUUACCACAUUUGAGGAAUAUCAGGAGCAGCGUUACGAAGGCGGUUCAACGAUAUAUGGACCACAUACCCUGGAGGCAUAUAUCAAUGUGUACAAGAAUCUGUCGAAAGCAAUGGCUACGGGUAGCUCUGUGGCACUUGGUCCCAACCCUCCAGAUCUCAUGUUAAAACAGAUUUCAUUCCUUCCACCUGUCGUAUUUGACGAAGCAGGGAUAGGUAACAAUUUUGCUGACGUUAGUCAACCACCAAACAAACAAUACAAAGCUGGCGAGCGUGUGACUGUCAAGUUUGUCGGUGCAAAUCCAAGGAAUAAUAGAAGAUUGGAGUCCACAUUCCUGACGGUGGAAUUUCAAGAGCAAAGCGGAGCAGACACUGUAGUUUAUACUGAUGCCAACUGGGAAACUCAGUUUCACUGGGAUAGACACGGAUUAGCUGAGAGUACCGUCACCAUUAUCUGGGACAUUCCAGCGGAUCAGAAACCAGGAAUGUACAAAAUAACGUACAACUGUGAUCAUAAGAGUAUUUUCGGCGGUGUGUCUUCUGUUACAGGGUCCACUGAAUGGUUCCAGGUGAUCGCAUCUAAAGCAAAAUUAGAUAAGCUGCGUCUGAAGAACAAAAUGUUCCAGAAGAAGAAAGAGAAUGACAUCCAGAAGAGUGGCUUUGGGAAAUUAUUUUCAAAAUUAAUACCGAAUAAAAACAAGGGACUCAAUAUAGCUUGAGAUGCAUGCCCUUUUCAGGGACUAGUCUUCUGUGAAAUAAACCUGGUUACAUUUAUUUGAUAUUAGUAAACUUGUCAUAGCCUUGUCAAUAAAUAAGAGCUUUUCAGAUGG
Messenger RNA from Mercenaria mercenaria, 2351 nucleotides. RefSeq lists its product as uncharacterized. Gene Ontology annotation, cellular component: extracellular region. The transcript has 19 exons. Lineage: Eukaryota; Metazoa; Mollusca; Bivalvia; Venerida; Veneridae. The record is from RefSeq and is a predicted model, not a curated record. Gene Ontology annotation, biological process: ceramide catabolic process; sphingosine biosynthetic process; long-chain fatty acid biosynthetic process. Gene Ontology annotation, molecular function: N-acylsphingosine amidohydrolase activity. The coding region runs from base 24 to 2240 and encodes 738 amino acids.